ACGUAAACUGGUACAGAAGGAGACCUCUACAACACUAGAAUGUUUUUUUAUUUUUUUUAUUUGGAACAUUACACUAGAGGAAAAUCCAAACAAAGUUUCGAAAGGAACAUUAUUUCUGUAAAAGUUCUGGACGUGUUGUGGAUUUCUACCUGAAAAUCACCUGCAUGAAGGUGCCAUUUUAUCCACUAGCCAACACAUUCACCUUCACCUCCUGUGAGAGUUUGUUUGCUGCUUAAAGAAAAGGCAGCAGUUUUCCCACAGCUAUGAGUGGGCUCAGGGAAAAAAGGGUUGGAAUCUUCUGCUGUCUUGUGUUGCUCGUUGUCAGCUUCACUUCCUUAUAUUUAAGAUAUGUAGUGAGCCUCGUCCCUGCGCAAAGUCUGCCGGUGGCCAGUGAGGUGACCAGUGAGGAAAAUCUGAGCAUCAAUCUAGACAACACGCUCAACUUUGGGGCCAGACAGGAGGUUGAAACGCGCACAUCUUGGAAAGCUCCUAUCAUCUGGGAGGGGAUGUUUGACCCCAAACUUUACGACCAAAAGCACAUCCAAAAAAAAUCAUCUGUGGCCCUCACUGUGUUUGCUGUGGGAAGGUACCUGGAUGCCUACCUGAAGACUUUCCUUACCUCUGCAGAACGACAUUUCAUGUUGGGAUUACAAGUGACAUAUUACGUGUUCACGGAUCAACCAGACAAGGUACCACACCUUGAGCUUGGUCCUCAGCGAAGCCUGAAGGUUAUCCAUGUGGAAAAGCACUCCAGGUGGCAGGACAUCUCUAUGAUGCGCAUGAAAACGAUAUCAGAUACCAUAGAAUCAGAGAUUCGUCACCGCUGCAAUUACGUCUUCUGCUUAGAUGUGGAUCAGGAGUUUAAGGGAAGAUUUGGCUCAGAGGCUCUGGGGGAUUCUGUAGCUCAGAUACACGCCGGCUUUUUCAAAGCUCCACAGCAAAGCCUCACCUAUGACAGAAACCCCAAAUCCAAAGCCUUCAUGGAAAGCGGAGAUUACUACUACCAUGCUGCUCUCUUUGGAGGCCUGUGUGAACAUGUGAAGAGUUUGGCAGAUCACUGCUUUCUGGGUAUCAUGGAGGACAAACAAAAUGAUGUGGAGGCUCUGUGGCACGAUGAGAGUCAUCUAAACAAGUACUUUUGGCUUCACAAACCAACCAGGUUGCUCUCCCCCGAGUACUGCUGGGACCAGGUUUCCAACAAGGACAACAUACAAGUCAUCCGCCUAAUAUGGGCACCAAAACAUUAUGACACGCUUCGUACUAAGUAGAGUGGCUAGAAGAGCAAGAAAUUGCAAAAAUGCAGUGCAAGAUUGUUUACUGAAAAGGCUUUGUGUUGGACUCUUACCUAGGAAAGAAAUAGCAGAAUUAACCUUUCUUUUUGCCUUUGUUGAAAUUCCAACUCAGGUAAAUCUUAAUUAUCUUUGUCAAGGAUGUGUUGAAAGGAUUAUGUUGACAUAAAGUUUUGAUAUAAAAUCUGCGUUACUUAACAUGUUAAAGAUGUCUUCAAGACAUGGUUUUAUACAAAGAAAUUCUGACCUCCA
Messenger RNA from Perca fluviatilis (European perch), 1541 nucleotides. Its product is annotated as N-acetyllactosaminide alpha-1,3-galactosyltransferase-like. Gene Ontology annotation, molecular function: hexosyltransferase activity. Gene Ontology annotation, biological process: carbohydrate metabolic process. The record is from RefSeq and is a predicted model, not a curated record. Gene Ontology annotation, cellular component: vesicle; membrane; Golgi apparatus. The transcript is spliced from 6 exons. NCBI's taxonomy places the organism in Eukaryota, Metazoa, Chordata, Actinopteri, Perciformes, Percidae. Bases 264 to 1268 code for a protein of 334 amino acids.